UGUUCGAGUAUACAACCGGUCGCCUCCCUCAUCAUAAAUGGAGAAUUUGGAUGGUCUUCUCCUUCACUAUACUCCUAUCUGAUUGGUAUAAAUGCAUCAAAUCCAUUUAGUGAGGUCGUUUCUUGUUUGAUUUCGAUUCGUGUUGAUGGAAAGAAUCGGUGUGAGCGACUGAUCACUCAUCUAGGGUUAGGGUUACGACUUCGUCUUCUUCGUUUCAGGGUGUUAAUAUUCUAAGUGGUGAAGAAGUUGCUAUGAAGCUGAACACAACUCUGUUCAGGUUAUUAUGGAACAAAGGUCUUCAGGAUAUUGUUCAGUAUGGUCCAAUCGCUCGCAUUGAUCUGAAAGUCCCACCAAGACCCCCUGGUUAUGCUUUUGUUGAGUUUGAAGAGGCUCGUGAUGCUGAGGAUGCUAUCCGGGGCCGUGAUGGCUAUGAUUUUGAUGGGGAUAAAUUAAGGGUGGAACUUGCUCAUGGUGGCCGUGGUAACUCAUCUUCUACUGACCGUCAUGGUACUUAUGGUGGUGGAGGUGGUGGUGGUCGGGGUGCUUAUGGAGUUUCAAAAAGAUCCGAUUACCGAGUUUUGGUCACUGGGUUACCCUCUUCUGCUUCAUAGCAAGACCUUAAAGGUCAGUAUGGACUUUAUAUUGAUCACAUGCGUCGAGCUGGAGAUGUUUGUUUUUCGCAAGUUUUCAAGGUAGGCGGCGGUACCACAGGGAUUGUGGACUAUACAAACUAUGACAACAUGAAAUAUGCUAUACGGAAAUUAGAUGACUCCGAGUUCCGGAAUGCAUUCUCUCGUGGAUUUAUACGCGUGAAGGAGUAUGAUUCAAGUCGCUCUAGGAACCGCAAUCGUAGCCGUAGCUAUAGCCGUAGUCGCAGGUUCUUGGAAUGAGGCCGCGUGAUGGUCGUAGGUUUGUACAAGCUUCUUGCAGUUCCUGUUGACCCGGAUGAGUUACAGAAAGACGGGUCAACAGGAACUGCAAGAAAAGCGCUUAACUUCAGAGAUUCGGAAUAAGCUAGCAACAAUAAAAACGGGACCCACGAUCGAAACCUAGAGAGUGCGGUGUGGAUGAUAAAGAGAUCUUGUUAUUAAAAGAGGCCUUGGCUAAAUUAGAAGACGAAAAAGAAGCAGGAUUAAAGCAGUACAUCGAGAGUUUGGAUAAAUUAGCGAAACCCGAGAACGAGAUUUUAAAAUCGCAAGAAGAAUCUAGCAAACUCGCCGAUCGUGCGAGUAAAGCCGAGGUUGAAUCGCGGGAAUUGAAAGACGUGUUGCAAAAGUUAGAAGCAGCAAAAGAGGAAAGUCCUGAGCAUUAUCGUCAGGCGCAAAAGAAAAUCGAGGAAAUUAACGAGCAAAAUUUGAAGGAAGAAAUCGAUAUACAGAAAACGGAACGGGAUGCGGCGUAUGAUCAGUAUAAACAAUCGUUGAAUUCGAUAUCGGAUUUGGAAAAUAAGUUACAAGAAGCAGAGACGGAAAUCGAAACGUUAAAGCUAGCGAUUGCGAUUUAACCGAAGAGAAAGACGCGCAAACGGUUUUAUACCAGAAAUGCAUGGAGCCCAUUGCGAGUCUGGAACUUCGACUUGUAUGUGCACAAGAAGAAACAGAAAGGCUGAAAACCGAAAUCGAUAACGGAGUUUUACGUUUAAAGGAAAAAAUGGUAGACGAACAAUCAAUAAGAAACUUGUAUAAAAGAUAAAUUGACUAAGACAACACAUUACAAAAGUUGUAAUAUGGUAGAGAUGCCAAAGUUAUUUGUUUGCAUAGGCGGAUAAUGAGAACUGCACCUAAUAUUUUAUAAUUUUUAUUGUUUUAAGGUUUGAAUUA
This is a messenger RNA of Helianthus annuus (common sunflower), 1820 nucleotides long. RefSeq names its product serine/arginine-rich-splicing factor SR34. The record is from RefSeq and is a predicted model, not a curated record. Gene Ontology annotation, molecular function: mRNA binding. Lineage: Eukaryota; Viridiplantae; Streptophyta; Magnoliopsida; Asterales; Asteraceae. Gene Ontology annotation, cellular component: ribonucleoprotein complex; cytoplasm; nucleus.